Myiozetetes cayanensis is the source of this 8454-nucleotide messenger RNA. RefSeq names its product ring finger protein 152 (gene RNF152). NCBI's taxonomy places the organism in Eukaryota, Metazoa, Chordata, Aves, Passeriformes, Tyrannidae. Gene Ontology annotation, cellular component: lysosomal membrane; lysosome. The transcript is spliced from 3 exons. Gene Ontology annotation, molecular function: ubiquitin protein ligase activity. The record is from RefSeq and is a predicted model, not a curated record. The coding region runs from base 2892 to 3503 and encodes 203 amino acids. Gene Ontology annotation, biological process: cellular response to amino acid starvation; apoptotic process; positive regulation of autophagy.
GCUUCAUAUCUCAGCACUUCUUUUCUUAGGUGAUGAAAGAAUAUAAUGAUGAUAAUACGUCUCUCUUAACAAGGCUGUUGUGAUGAAUAAAUUAAUUAAUCGUCAUGCUCUUCUCAGUUACUAUGGUAAUUAGUGCUACAGAACAGCCUAAAAAUAAAUAGGAUCAUUUAGUGAAGGAUAUUCAGGGGAAAUCAGGUAGUCUGCCCUGAGCAUUUGCAGUAGCCCUGGAGUGUUUUGCCCAAACAAGGAUUUGUGAAAAACAUUCACGGAUGCUGAAUUAUUGUAGAAAAAAUGCUUCCAAAUAUUAAAUAUGUUCCUUCCUCCUCAUUUGAAGUGACUCUAGCACACAUUUCCUUCCAUAUCUGUGAGCAGAUGAUUCUUGCAAUUAGUUCCCCUGUUGAGAACAGCACUCCCUCCUCACCCCAUCUCCUUUACAGCCUAAGGGCACCUGAAAUGAAUGAAUCUUUCUUCAUCAUAAAUCAUACAUACUCAGUAAUACUGUCAAAGAAUUCUUAAUGUGUUUGGGGAGUUUACGUAAUGAACCUUCCUUCAGAAAGGUGAAGUAUCGUCAAUGCAGUGCCUUGCCUGGAAGUCUGUUAUAACCUUGGUGUACAGCAAGGAGAUCACACCUAAAUCCAUGCAUGAGUCUAUGCAAAGUUUUUGAGGCUUUCCCUCAGUGAUCAGUUAACUACAUCAGCAUGCCCCGAAGCCAGUCUUUCAAAGUAUGAUACGAUGUUUAGUCUUCUGUGAAUUGUAUAGAUUGCACAGGCAUCAUUAAAGUAUAUUUUUUGGGCUUUCAACUUAAUAUAAUUUUGGGCCCUAGUAAGUUAGAAAGUAUGUGUGAAGAUAGUUCUGAGUCUUUCAGUGAAGGCAGCGCCCCUUCAAGGCUGUGGUUUCCAUUGCUUCAUAUCACUGGAGCUGUCCUUACAUGGAAAAAGUAUCAUGUCUCUAGGCAAAGAUUUGCCAUUAAUGACUGUCUUUUCUUACUUUUUGUACAGCUUCUGUCAUGGAUGUCCACUGUCUGUCUUUGCUCUGGGUUGCAAAAAUAGCAAUCUUUUCUGACCUGGCCAGUUGGUGACUAGUUUAUAGUUAGGGUUUGUGCAGAGCAAACCUGUGCUUUCUUCCUCUCACUGUUGCACCUACAGCAACCUUCAUCUGUUCACCUCCCGCAGCACCUCCUUACAUUGAACUAGGAAGCUACAAACAGCAAGAGCAACAAAUGUGCCUUCUGCUUCUUGAGGAUUAAGGAGCAGAAUGCCUUGGCAUUCUUGGUCUCCUCCUUAUCCCAGCAAAGAGAACUUGGGGCUCAUCCGUGGCCUUCAGCAAGGUACUGACAGAACAGAUAUCAUGACUGACAAACAGCUGAAAUAUCUGUUUUAUUCUCCAGAGCUUUAUUGCUCUUGAGUCAUACCAUAAUUUUUCAAAUCUUAAAAUCUCGUGGAGGACAUCCUAAAUCUGCAGGGGGGACCUUUGUGCCAUGCUCUCGAGCACUUGGCUUUACUGUGACCGUCUGCUUCAGGUGUCAUCAGCUUUGCAGGUACCUCCCCGUGUCUCUGUAACUGCUUGUGAAUCUCUCACCUUGCUACCAGUGGCAACCUAAUGGAUAUUGGGCAGAUGCACAUCAAGGGAAAAAGGGUGUGUGGGAAGCAGAGAGAUCUCCUGAUGCUUCUUUUCAUGGUUUGUCUCUUCUUGCUUCCUUUGCUUCAGCUGCACCUUUCUGACACAUAAGUUUUGGAGCCUGUGGGUUUUCAUAUUCAGUUAGUUUUUAUUUGUGUUACUAGGUAAAUCUCAGCCCUGAAGAGCUUCCAGUUGUUGUCAGGUUUGUGCCAGGCAGGGUCACUACUUGCAACUGCAGUUGCUUCUGUCUGUGUGUGUGGUUUCACUGUUGUAUUACCCAGCCCCACUUCCACAUGUAUGCCCUUAUCCACACAUCCAUACAACCUGUCUCUUUUGCAGAGACCUACAAAUAUCCCUGACUGUAUUUUCUGCUUCCCCCCACCUCUGUUUUCCUGUCAACAGUCCCUCUGCCCACUUUGGGUGUCACUGUGUGAAGAGAGCAAAUAAUGACGCAACAGUGGUUUUAGCUGAUGGUUGACAUCAAUGGUGCCCUCGUGCAACUUGGCUGCCUCUUGGUCUUCAUUCUUGAAGCACAGAGAAGAGUUCAGUCUGAGUAAACUGUGAGCGAGAUGUUCACUUGUGACAGCUCAGUACCUUCAGCUGGUGUGAGGGUGCACUGAACACAAACCAGAGAGUUCAGUCUCCUGUCCAAGGGGAGAUUUGCUCCUCUUGGCAUAAUUAUUAAAGCAAAGUGGUAGAAGAGUACUGAGAGAGCUUCCAUGGCUUUUUCCUUCCUGACUACUUGUGGCGAAAUUUAUCAAAUAGAUAUUAAUGCAGUUUGAUUCUGACUGUAGAUAAUGGCUUGACUUACUUCUAUCCUCAAACUGAGCUGAAGCAGAAUGCAAGAGUGUAGUUGGAAAUAACGUUAUAUUGCACCUAUGAAGCUACAUGUCCAACCUUUGAACAAAGCACUGUCAGCAAAGGCCAAGGGGUUAGAUGGCUGUGGCUACUUUUUAACUUGUCUUUAGUCAUGUUCUGAAAGAUUCAUCCUCAUCUCCCUGCUUACUGGUUGUUACUAUUGACCUGGCACAGUACAUUUCUGAUUAUUAUUUGAGACAUUUUGGUAAAGUAUGAACACUUUAUGUCAUGUACUGAAAGGUUCAGGACAGAGGUUUUCCUGUGCUUUCCGUAGCCACUGCCCAUUGCUGUCCUGAGGAGAAGCAGCGUCAGGAAGGCGGGUGCUGCCCUGAGGAGAAGUGGUGGGAAGGCUGCUGCCCCUUGCCUACAGGGUGUCAGGGUGAGGCUCAUCACAAGGCUUCCCUGUGCUGGCUGCCAUGGAGACCCUGUCCCAGGACUCUCUGCUGGAGUGCCAGAUUUGCUUCAACUACUACAGCCCCCGCCGGCGGCCCAAGCUGCUGGACUGCAAGCACACCUGCUGCUCGGUGUGCCUGCAGCAAAUGAGGACCAGCCAGAAGGACCUGCGCUGCCCCUGGUGCCGCGGGAUCACCAAGCUGCCUCCGGGGUACUCUGUGUCACAGCUGCCCGAUGACCCCGAGGUGAUCGCCGUCAUCGCGAUCCCCCACACCUCGGAGCACACCCCUGUCUUCAUCAAACUCCCCAGCAAUGGCUGCUACAUGCUGCCCUUGCCCCUCUCCAAGGAGAGGGCGCUCCUGCCAGGAGACAUUGGCUGCCGCCUCCUGCCUGGCAGCCAGCAGAAGUCCCUGACGGUGGUGACGAUCCCCACAGAGCAGCAGCCGCUGCAGGGCGGCCUUUCCGCCGAGGCGGGAGCGGAGGAGCCGGACCGGAGAGGUGCUGUGAAAAGCUCCACCUGGUCUGGGGUGUGCACUGUGAUCCUGGUGGCCUGCGUCCUGGUCUUUCUCCUGGGCAUCGUCCUCCACAACAUGUCGUGCAUUUCCAAGCGCUUCACGGUGAUCUCCUGCGGCUGAGUGACUGCAGGACACUGUGCACCGGGGCAGUGGUGUGCCAGCCCGGCUGCGGCUCCCGGCGGCGUGGCUUCAGGCCUCUCGGCAGCCCGCGGAGAAAAUCACGUCCCGUGUCUGGCGGCAGUGGCACUGAGGAGGACUGCAUGUGUCACCAUAAUCAUUUAUCAAAGGGACUGCAACUUUACAGUGAUCUUUUUUAUUGUGUUACGAGAUUAAAGACCUCUGUGUAGCUGGUUAUACUGUGAACUAUACGGUAUGGGCUCUUCUUUAAACACAGUAGAUUAAAAUCAAAACUGCUCCAUGUAGAAUUAAAUGAGAACUGGCGUGCAACUGUAUGAGAGGUGUUCAAUACCAGACCACACAUGCAUAAUUUUUUAAUGGGGGGAGGGAGGGAGACUUGUAAAACCAAGAAAUCGUUAUGCUGGUAAGGCAUUUUAUAUGUUUUAAACUGCACAUUAAUUAAACCAAGUUAGGGAGUUGUAAAAUAGUUUUUAAAAGGAAGCAUUUUACAAGCAAUCAUUUCCUUCCUUGGUGUCUGGUUUUUCACCUCUCUGUUUUUCGCUGUUGUUUUUCAAGUACAGGGAAGUGGCACUUCCAGCGUCUUUUAUUUGAAGGAGCUUCCAGGAAGGGAAGCAAAGUGGGCUAGGAGGAAUACCUAAAAAUGCAACCAAAACAGUUCCACCUACCUGGCUUCUUGCAAAGGAUGGCUUUGCAGUGUAAACAUUGGACAUGCUGUUUUACUUCCAGUCUGGCAGACUUCCUGAUGACCUGGUCUCCAUAGCCAUUAGUGAAGAAAUGGAUCGUGAGAAGUCCUAGGACUCCUGAAAUUAUGUGAUAGCAUAUUGUUCUUAAUUUUCUAGAGGUUGGGUUUUAUUAAAUAUUUUUAGAGAAUUUAGACCUAUUUUGCCUCCCUCUUGCCCAGGAGAUGCAACUGUGCAACUAUGAAUGGUGUGACAGACGAGUUCCUCUAAGGAAGCUUCACCAUCCCAACUGAUGCAAUCAUCUAGUAAUAAAUAGUGAUGAAGCGGUAUCUGGGAGGAGAACUCAGACCAACCUAACCUUGUAUGGGUGGGCUACCCCUCCUAAACUACUGUGGUUGUCCUGGUAUCAGAAUGUCUGGGUGAGCAUAGUGGAGCCUAUUCCCAUAUUUCAGUCUUAUAAAUGUUGAUGUUCAUAAGGACAGAUUUGAAAGAAAAGAACCACAGGAAGUGUCUCCCUCCACCUGUGAGUGUCAUGACACCCCUGUCGUUUGCAGUUCACUUCUUGGGAAAAGGCAAAUUCCUGAAUGUUCACUGCAGUAGCACCUUGCUUUAAGCAGUCCCACUAGCUUUAGUAGUACUUCUCAUAAUAGAGCUCAGUGUGAAUUUGGGUAUUGGCAAGUCUGAAAGCUUAAAUUUGUGUGAGAUUUAGGGAUUGAAUCAAGGGGCACUCUAUAGAAGACAGAAAAAUCUAUUGAAUUGCACUGCUGCUUUUUGCAAGUACAAAGCAUAACCUUUGAAGUGUGUCCUCUUGUCAUCUACCUACUGCUGUUUCUAAUAUUUAGAGCUUGCUCAAGGCCAUAUUAUAACACAGUUUUGACUAUGCAGUGCCCAAGUUUACCCCAUAGACGUCCUUAGUUUUCUGGUUAUGUCACAAAAUCCAGUUGCUGGUUCACAAUAAACAUUCUCAGCUAAGACUUCUGUCAGGAACAUACCUCUAACUUCAUGCUGGAUUUCUUGCCUUCCCUGUUCCAAAACCACUGUUUUCUUCCUUGAUUCCUGUUAACUUCUGAAUAGAAUAUACAGUGCUUAGUUGUUAUGGUGUGUAUUUGGUCAUGUAUGGAGAGGAACCACUGUGCUGAUUUUUAUCUACUGUCAUAUGAAAGCAUAGCACAAAAAAAAAGAAAAAAGAAAAAGAGAAAACUUUUCAGAUAACACAUUCAAUGCCUUUUUUAUGCAAGGCCCAGUUGCAGUAUGCCUUGAACCUGGCUUGUGAGCAUUGUAAUUACAUGGACACCUCUCUGCAGCAUGUUUCAUUUGGUUGCAGUAGGGAACAGCAGGUAUUCCCAAACGUGUCUUGUGAACAUUCAAGUCUGUUGUUGCCAGUAGGUAGCCAGAUUUCUACUGCCAUCCAUGCUAUGCUGCUUAUUGUGUAAAGGAAAGCCAGUUCACAAAAAAAUCCUGCCUUUUAUAAGACUCUGGAGGAAGUGACCAGAUACGGGACUCAACCCUCUACUGCCUUACUCUGUCGCAAUUGCUGGGUGUACCAGGAGCAUAUGGCAUAGGUGAAAGAUGCUCCCAGAACAGCGCUGAUGCAUUUUGCACCAGCUUCUGUAUUUGGUUAUGUGAGUUGUCAGUGAGUGCACAAAAAUGCAAGGCAGUCAAAGAGCAGGUCCUGGCGAUGCAGUGGUGGUAACGUUGCCUCCUUCCAGCCAUACCUGCCUAACUGAAGCUCUUGAGGCUGAGGUUUGCAAAGAACGGCUGUCUUAAAAACUACCCUUUUCAUCCCUAUAUGGAAGGUGCAGAAUGAAAGAGAAAUCAGAAAUUAGGUUAAAAUACCACACUGCAUAACACAUUAUACAACAGGCAGACCUGGAGUUUAUCUGGUAUUAAUGACGUAAGUAUUAUAUUAGCAGAAUACCAUCCUGUACUACGUAACACAGUGCAUUGUUUCAUUAAUACAAACUUCCUGUACUUCUUGUGCCUGCUGAAAUGCAUGUUUGACCUAAUUUCUGAUCCAGACAUUUGCCUGCUUGCAGCCUUGUGUAAGAGCAAUAAGUAAAACCUCAAGAUUUUUGCCUGCGUGUAUGCGCAUGGUGUGUAUGUUCAUUCCUUUUUAUAAAUAGGAGUUCUGGAAAAGAUUUUGUUCUGGCUUUAGACUGUGACUAUCAUUUUAAAUUUUCAGCUGCCAUACAUGUUAGAUCACCUAGCUUUUUUGCUGACUUGUGUAGAAGUGAACUAAAUAGUUUGUUGUAAUGUACAGUAUUAAAAUGUUUCUCAAGUAUGUUGAUAGUCAUACCACUUUAAAAAUGCAGUGCAGUCUGUCCCAUUCCUUGGUCCAAUACCUGGCAUUAAAAAGUGAUACUGCUAUUUUUUUUCUUUAAUUACUAUUAUUAUCUUUAAAAGGCAACCUUGUCUUUGUAAUUUUUCCUCUGUGGAGAAACGUAUUUGGACUUGUGUCAAAAUCAUGAGAUUCCAGGUUAACUAUUGUUCUCUGUUGUCCAGUAAGAAAUCACUGCCCAGUUCCACCAAAAAGAAAAUUACUGGAAUGGAAAAUUACUGUGACACAGUACUGUUUGAGAAACCAAAACUUAUUCUAAAAUGUGCACCUGCAUUUUUAGAGCAAAUUACUCUGUAUGAAUGUGUAUUUAUUUGCUUGUUUAAUGGGAAGGAUGUGUGUGUUGGAGUCCAGUUUUAAGUUUUUUUCUUGGAUGGUCCCAACAUCCAUUGUUGACUUAUGCUUUGCUGGCAAACAGAUUUUAGGGUUCACUCAGUGAAAUUUUGUUUAGUGAAUUUUAAAAAUUCAAAAUAUGCAAUUUUGUUAUGCAGGAUUUUUUUAGGAAAUUGUGUGUUCAGUGGUUGUUCAUGCUUAACCAAGAUGUAAAGGAGCCUGUAUGUUUUGUAAACAUGGAGCAGUCAUGAGUCCAAAGUUUCGUCUUUAUUAAUGAAGCUCAGUCUGAAUAAAACAUUAGCAAGAAAAGAAUGAUAGCAAGUGAAUUAUGGUACCUCUGUUAUUUUGUCAUCAAAUGAAGACCAUGGAAGGGAAUUUGGCAGAAUUGCUCCUUAUUUUACUAGAGUGUGGCUGAAAUUCAGCAGUCAGCAUUUAAAGGCAAAGUAUGAAGUAUGGGUUGUCAUAAAUAAUAAAAGGCCAUUCCUGCUUUGAUUAUGGUGGAAUACAGAAUUAUAGCUGAUGACUACUGAGCCACACAACUUUUCUUUUUCUGUUUUAAUCAAAUUCCUUAAAAAUUUUAACUAAACAUUUUGCUUAUGGAAGUGAGGGUUUGUUGGCCUUGGCUUAAGCAUGUAUUGCACAGACUAGUAUGCUGAUUCCCCCUUCCCCUGGAGCCCCCCUUCCCAGUCACAUUAUUGCUGGAGCCCUGGGCAGCCAGAUUUUUUUAAUAGUGCAAAUGCUUUUCUGGAUUAAAGAAGGCUGAUGUUGCACUGGUUUUGUUACGUUCACAACAGGGCUAAACCAUAACCAAACAAUUCAUGCGUGGAUUGAGCUCCUCUGUAGGUGUGCCAGUAUCAAAAGCUCCAGGCACCAGUCUAUUGCGUGAAUUGAGCCAAGCCUCUAUUCACUUGACCUUUUCACAACAAUGCCAGGUAGCAGAGGAUGUUGCUUUCUUGCCCUCAGAGUGAGGCUGUACCCACUAUCUACAGCUAAAUGUGGAAUUUGGCCUGCUGUCAUGAGACACUUGUGUGAGUACCAGAGGAGACAUCACAUGUCAAGUGAACACCUUUCUAGUAAAUGUUGGGGUUGAAAUGCUUUGUUAUCCCAAUUGCACAGAAAACGUGGCUUGACAUUUGUUUUCUCUAGACUUUUUCUAUGAGUGGAUGGAGGGGGGAGGAAGAGAGGGAAGGAAGGUACCUGACAGCAAAUGAAUCCUAGCAGCAUCUGGGAGGCUGUUGAAGGAUCUGCUGGCCCUGAAGGCAAAGGUUUUUGUGCAAGAGUUUCAGUAUGACAAGAUUACCAGGAAAUGCUGCAAUGGAUUUAGAGUAUAUUAGUGACCUUUCUGGUGCUGUACACUGUUCGUAGGCCUGACAGCUGGGCUUGUUGUGUUCUUUCUCUUUGUCACUUUACCUCUUGUGUGCUCGUGUCAACAAGCAAAGCUGCUUGCUUCAGCCUCAAGUUGAACAAUUUUCAAGACAUUUCUUAAGUUGCCCUGAGCAUCUCUAAUGAAAAAAAAACUUUUCAAGUUCACUGAAAUUUAAUGCUUAAUAAAUGUUCAGAGAAUGCAUUUCCUUAUGCUUAAAUA